AUGAAGACGCUUCGCGAGGUGGCGGCGGAUUUACCCGCCAAGGCAUCGGAGAAGGAGAUCAACAAGACGAGCCACGAACGGUUUAGUCGCGUCCGCCACGAGUCGGUGACGCCGCCGGUAAAGGGCGGAAGCUGGAACUGGCCCAUGGCGGAGCCCAACAGGCCCCUCUCCACGAUGGCAUCGGAGAGCCGAGCGCUGCAAGAGUUGUUCGCGACCGCGCUGUCGCGAUGCGGUGAUCCGAGCCAGGGGCACCGGUGGGCACUGGCUAUCGGGCACGAUGAGUUCAGCCAUGGCGGCAUGUUCAGCGUCGCCGACGGCAGGAAGAACAUGAACCUCUCAUUCGCAUUCCUGGAGCUCGGAGUGCACAACAUUCUCGGUGACAACGCAUUGUUCACACCUGUCGUUGUUCGCCACAGCUGGUUCAAGCUGAUCCAGGGCGGCUUGGGCGCCAUGUUUGGCAAGCACCUGAAGCUGCACCUGCUGUCUCAGACUGGCCUUGCGACGGCAGGCGCCACUAUUACUGUCUUCGGCAGGAACGUUCUCAUCGUCGCGCGCACAGAGUCCAUAAUCGCCGAUCUCGAUGGCCACCGCAUGUCGUUGAACAGCAACGGUGCCAACGGCUUCAAGCCGUGCUUGCGACAUUGCAACAUGCUCAAGAAAAACUCAGGCACGGCUGAGUUGGACCCAGCAAACUUCGUUGAAGUUUCCUAUGCAGAUCCCACGCGGUUCCGAUGGCAGACCAAUGCAGAUGUGUUCGCUGCUGCUGAUCUUGUCAGCGCGGCGCGCGCUCGGUGGACUGCAGGGAUAAUGACAAAGGACCGCUUCGAAAAACUGCAAAUGACGUGCGGGCUCAAGUUCGCGCUUCGCGGCAUCCUGCUGGACCCUGAAUUGCGCCGCAAGGUGGACGCAGUGGGCAGCGCUGUCAUCGAUUGGGUUCACGCAGGAUUGCAAGAUGGAGCAUUCACAAUGGAAGCUUACUUGCUGGUGCAGGCGUGGGAGACGGCGGCCUCGUUCCAAGCUGCGUGCGCGACGCUGGACAUGAUCUGCGCGGCAAAGCAGGGGCGUGUUGGCUCGCGCGAAGGGUCGGCGCAGUUGCGGCGAGCCCACGCCGAGCGCUUUCGACUGCAUGAAGAGGCGCACGGCACAGAGAACAUCCUGCCGAAGCACAGAAUGAUGCAUAGGAUGCGCAGAGCUAGACGGGGCAAUGCCUCCAACCCCACUGCGCCCCACGGGAAACACGGGGCCCCGCGGGCCAGCUCGAUCUGCAGCGCCACGCUAGACGCGCGCCAGCUUUGCUCUGCCAACUGCACCGCGCACCGCUCAUACCUUUGA
Messenger RNA from Prorocentrum cordatum, 1332 nucleotides. The record is from the annotation of a GenBank genome assembly. Lineage: Eukaryota; Dinophyceae; Prorocentrales; Prorocentraceae.